GUGUCGUGGCACGAUGACUUCGACGAUUGCGGCGUCAUCCAAAACCAGACGGCAGGUUGCCGAGCAGGUCCGAUACGAUGGCUUGCCCGGCCGAACAUGCAGCAUGACAGACUUGGUGAUUCGUGGUGAAGUGCUACCGUCAACGGAACCGAGCAGUAGUUUACGGAGAGCAGUGGCGUCCUCUAUAAGCAAUGCAAUCCAUUCUCUGCUUGCGACGGGAAAGAGAGUGAAAGCAGGGUGAAUAAGAUGAUAUGACGGUCAAAGAGGUCAAAAAGAAGGGGGAAGAGUUACACUAGUGACAGCCAUAUCCUCCUAUGUUUGUACCCAGAGAAAUUACAUGUUUUGGCAUGGGAUAUCUCUCUAACAAAUAAUCCAAGAGACUUUCUAGCUUGGGUGAAUGGAGGAGGCUUUACUGCUGUUACUGCUCCGCAGGUUUCAUUUCUCUUGGUCACUUCUUCCAUGCAAUUUACCUUUACCCUUUGCUUCUCCUAGCCUGUGGUAAUCAGACUUGCAGAGUAGAGCGAGAGCUAGAACAAAUGUCUUCUUGGUUCCCAUGCCCGGUGGGCGUGUUGAGCUGUUCGUUUCAGAGCACAUGACGGAUGGCCAACGCACCCGAGAGUUCAUGAUGUCCCAGUGCACCUCGGACUCCUUCGAUCGCUCCAUCGACAUACCCAUGGCUGAUAACAAUAUGGACUCGGGUGCUGGUGGUGGUGAUGAUUCCCAGCCAUGGCUUGCCCCGCAGGCAAUGGCGACGGGCGCUCAAGCUCUUCCCUGGGAUCUCUACGCCUCCCACUUGAACUUGUUCGACAGGACGAAGGAUGACGACGUCCUGCACGAUGGCUCUACCAGAAACUUCUUCCUUCUCGGCAAUCUUCCACCUCCGCUGUCGGAGUCCAUGGUCGGUAAUGGCUUCCCGGAAGACGCAUUGGCGUAUCAGCAGUCGCUCCUGACGACCGCGAGCAAUCUGCACUGCCACAAUUUUGGUGCGGAGUCGUCGGUGACUCGGGAGAUCGCUGGUCACGGUAAGGAGUCCCUGAAGAUGGAAGGCAAUGCCCGAAUCGAGUCGGGCUCGGAAGGCAGCGACGAUGACGAGGAGCACCGGCCGGCGAGGAGGUCGGGCAAGCAACACUGCUCGAAGAACCUCUUCGCGGAGCGAAAGAGAAGGAAGAAGCUCAACGAUCGGCUCUAUGCUCUGCGCGCAUUGGUUCCAAAGAUCACAAAGAUGGACAGGGCUUCGAUACUAGGAGACGCCAUCGAGUACGUGAUGGAUUUGCAGAAGCAAGUGAAGGAUCUGCAGGACGAACUGGAGGAGACGAAUCAGGAGGACGACGGCCACGACAAGCAGAUCGGAAGCAACCUCCGCAACAGCAACAGCCAAAUGGAUGUCCCGAUCCCAAAUGGGUGGCUGGAUCACGACGAUUCUGGGAACAAUCCCAGGACGGCAGCCGCCGCCGACGAUAACAAGCCAUCAUCCGACAAGGGUCAGCAGAUGGAGCCACAGGUGGAGGUGAGGCAACUGGAGGCGAACGAGUUCUUCCUGAAGGUGCUGUGCGAGCACAAGCAAGGAGGGUUUUCGAGGCUGCUGGAGGCGAUGAGCUCCCUGGGACUGGAAGUAACCAAUGUCAGUGUCACCACGUACGGGAGCCUAGUCUUGAACGUCUUCAGAGUUGAGAGAAGAGAUGAUGAAGUGGUGGAAGCAGAUCGAGUGAGGGACUCAUUGCUGGAGGUGACGCGAGAUCCGCAAGGGUGGUCAGGGCUUGCACAAGCAGUGGAGUAUCAGCAGCAGCACCCCCAGCACGGCCACAGCCACCACGAGCUCGGCUUCGACCAUCACCUUCAUUACCUUCACCACCAAGCAUAGCUUGGCAACACA
Musa acuminata AAA Group (dessert banana) is the source of this 1873-nucleotide messenger RNA. Its product is annotated as transcription factor ABORTED MICROSPORES-like. The record is from RefSeq and is a predicted model, not a curated record. Gene Ontology annotation, molecular function: sequence-specific DNA binding; protein dimerization activity; DNA-binding transcription factor activity. Lineage: Eukaryota; Viridiplantae; Streptophyta; Magnoliopsida; Zingiberales; Musaceae. Gene Ontology annotation, cellular component: nucleus. Bases 554 to 1861 code for a protein of 435 amino acids. The transcript has 9 exons. Gene Ontology annotation, biological process: regulation of DNA-templated transcription.